AUGGCAUCUGGGUUACCAUCAGAUAUUCUCACCGAGAUUUUCGAAAAUCUGGAGGAUGAAAAUGUGACGUUGUUUAGUUGUCUCCUGGUAAAGCGUUCUUGGUGCGAGGCUAUCGUGCCCAUCUUGUGGAGAAACCCAUUGAAAGAUGUGUACGAAAAAAACAAGAAUGAACUACCCAUUAUGGUACAGUGUGGAUAUAAUCAAAUUCUAUGCAUCAAGAAAAACUUGAUCUAUCUUCUUAGAACUUUAUUGUUAUGCCUCUCCAACGAGUCAAAAGAUCUUUUGUCCAAAAGUGGAUACGAGUUGUCAAAUGAUGUCCUUCGACGACCGCGAUAUGAUUACGCAAGCUAUUGUCGAUAUAUAAGCACCGCGGACAUUUCCAUGCUUAUUUGGAAUGGCAUGAACCAAAAAUAUGCGUGUGACCCGUUCUUCAAUUACAUGAUGUUUCUUGUUACGCAAGAGAUUUAUAAAUUGUUUCUGGAAAAGAGCACCAAAAUUUUCCAACUUUCGCUUAUGUCUGGAGAUCAUUCUUUGUACUACUUUCCCGGCGCGAAAUCGUCUUUGGCAUCUCUCACGGUAUUUAAAUGUAAUUCUUAUGUGUCGUCUACGAUCCUGUACGGCUUGGCACAAUUUUGUCAUAAUAUUGAAGAUAUUGCAGUUGAAUUUUGCGAUAAAGAUCACGACGGCGUGAAUUCUCUGAUUCGAGUUCAAAAAGGAUUGAAGUAUUUUCAAUGCAGAGUUAUUAAUAAUAGCGAGGAGCAGCGUUGUCAAUUACUCGGUGUUGCGUUGAAAACACAGGCGCGUUCGUUGUUAAAACUUGAUCUCGGGAGACAUAGCUGUAUCCCACUAAAAAUUAUUACAGAUUUUACUAGCUUACGCUACCUAAGAUUUGGACUUUCAUCCGAGAUAUCCGAGAAUACCACCGAAUAUUUAAAAAGGGCUAGAAUACCAAAUCUGGAGACUCUAAUAGUGGACGGAGAUCCUGUCCGAUCAGACAUUCUAGAGCCUUUGAUAAUUAGCACUAAUAGAAACCUUCGAAAAUUACAUAUGAGCGGAUGGUGUCCGGAUGGCCUGGAUAAUCCAGGAUUUCUCUUGCCAGUUUUAAGUGAACAUUGUCCAAAGCUGAAAUUCCUUACAAUUUGGAUAGAUGAUGACGAUUUUGAGGAACUUGAGAUUUUGUUGGACAAAUGUCGUGAGCUAGAAGGUCUCUAUUUACGAUGUUCAAAUAUGCACUCGGAUGAGCCUGGCCUCUUUAAUAUUUUGAAGAGUGCUGAAAUACCCUAUUUAAACAAGUUGAAACUUGAAGACUGUUGGUUGGUAGAGAAAGGAGAUGCCUUUGAAGACUUCCUAAGGGUCCGGAAGAAAGGAAACGCGAAGCCAAUUUCUCUUGAGGUAGUUGGUUAUCUCAAUUCGGACAUGUAUUUGGAUAUUUUAUCAUUGUAUCGAUGGUAUGGAGUUUUAAAGGACACCAAAGUUUUGGUGUACGGGGAAGAUUCGGCACCAGAUGAAAUCGUCCCAUCGUGGAGAAUCGCUGCGAGGAUCUGA
Molecule: messenger RNA, 1545 nt
Organism: Acaulospora morrowiae
Lineage: Eukaryota; Fungi; Glomeromycota; Glomeromycetes; Diversisporales; Acaulosporaceae
Source: the annotation of a GenBank genome assembly